AUGUCAAGUUUUCUUAAUCGUUUCAAAAACCUUAAAACAGGAUCAAAUCAUUCCCAUAAUAAUGAAAGUGAUACAGGAUCAAUCUGUUCAUUUGAUGAGGAAGGUUUUCUUUGUCCAAUUUGUCAUCGUAAAUUUGCUGAUACAAAUGGACUUGAACAUCAUUAUAUAAAAACUCAUUCACAAGAACAGUCACCAACAAUUUAUGAAGAUACAAAUGGAAUUAAAAAUUCAUCAAAACAUGCACAAAUUGAUGAUUCUCUUCAAGAAGCUGCUAUUUGGAAACAACAAUUUUUCGUAUCUGAAGAAAAUCGUAUGAAAUUGAGUAGUGAUUUAAUGCAACAGCGACAACGUGUUAGUGAUCUUGAUGAAGAACUUGAUUUAUUACAUAAACAAUUACGAAGUACACAAUUGAAAGUUAUUGAACAAUCACAAGAAAUUGGAAAUUUAAAAGCAACAAAAGAUGUUUCUGAUGCACAAUUAGCUAUGUUUACUGAUGAACUUAUUCAAACACAAGGUGAAUUAAAAGAAAAACAAAAUCAAGUUGAUACAUUAUGUAAUGAUCUUAUACCAAGACCGACAAAUGAUGAUGUUGAUGUAUUAAAACGUGAAUUAAUUAGUGUUCAACAAAAUAUGAAUGAAAUAUCUUUAGAAAAAGAGCAACAUAUUGAACAAUUACGUAGUAUUCUUUUAGAAAUAUAUGAAUAUAUGAAACGAUUUAAUCAAUUAGAAAAUAUAUUUGAUCAGUGGACACCUAUGAAACUUUUUGAAAGUGUUCACUAUAGGGAGAAUAUAGUGAAUUAUGAUGACAUGAUAAAUAAUCAUACAUCUCAAAUUCAAACUGAUAUUACUCAAUUAAAACAAGUUAUUCAUAUGACACGUGAACGAAAGGAAAAAAUGGUUACAACUUUGAAAUAUAUGCGUAAUUGUUUAAAUGAAACUCAAUCAAACGAACAGUUAAUUAAUGAUUUACAAAGUGAACAAAAACAAACAAAUUCCUCUCGAAUUCAAAUUGAAACAUUGAUUAAUGAAAAUCAUACAUUAGAAAAAACUUUAGAUGAAUUACAACAAGAAAAAAAUCAAUUAUUAUUAACGAAAAUGGAUGCUGAUCAAGAUGAAGAACGACGAAAUCUUGUUCAACAAUUAAUGCAAGAAAAAGAUGAAUAUCAACAACAAAUAAAAGACCUUCGAAAACAAAUCAAACAAAUAAAUGAAGAAAAAGAAAAUAUUCAAGAAGAAUUUGACAAUAUUUCAAAACAAUUAACACAAACAAAUCAUGACAAAAAUCAAUUACAAGUUGAACAAAUACAAUUUAAUAAUGAAAUUAAUUCACUCAAACAACAAUUAGAUGAUUUGAAUAAAGAUAAAGAACAACAAAUAAACGAAUUAAAUCAAGAAUUAUCUUCUACACGUGAACAAUAUAUCAGUAUUAAUACUAAAUUAGAAAAUGAUCUUCGAGAAACUAAUGAUAAUCAAAAACAAGAAAUAGAAAGAUUAGAAAAAGAAAAUACUGAAUUAAAACAAACAAUGAAUCAACAGAAAGAAUUAUUAAAUGAAGUUAAAUUACAAUUAGAUAACAUACAAAAAGAAAAAUACGAUCAAGAAAAACAAUUAGAAAAUAAUCAACAAACUAUUGACGAAUUACAAUUAACAAUUUCUCAAUUAAAUACAGAAUUAGAUCAAAAAAAUGAAUCUAUUAAUCGUUUAACUGCUAGUAUUCGUCGUAGUAUUGAUCAUGCACAUAAAACUCAAGAAUAUAUACAGAAAAAUAUUCAUACUAGUCAAAUGAAUCUAUUAGCGAUUAUUGAACAGGCUGAACAAGAAUUUCAAACGAUUCGUGCGCAAACAUUAGAAGAAAUCCGUGAUGAAUUUACUAAUUAUUUAACUGUUAUUCAUACAGUUAUUAUUGAUAAUAAAACUAAACUAGAAAAACAAAUUGAAGAACAACAACAUAUAGAACAACAAUUGAAUAGAAUAAAAAACGAACAUGAUCAAUUAAUUAAAGAAUAUGAUGAACAAAAACAAAAUUUUGAAAUACAAUUAAAUAAACUUAAUGAUAAUUUAUUACAGACAACAGAAUCUUUAACUCAAGCGAAUCAAACAGCAGAUCUUCAACGAGAAAAUUUUGAAAAACAAAUUGCUUCAUUGGAACAUGAAUUAACUAAUACUCAAUCAGAUCUUGAAUCUCGAACUAAAAAAUAUGAAAUGCAAUUUUUAGCAUUAACAGAAAAUUUAGCUACUGUAAGAGGUGAACUCAAAAUAGCUCAUGAAAAAUUAGUUGAUUUUGAACAAAUAAAACGUGAAAAAGCAGAUCUUCAAGGACGUUUAACUACAAGUCAAGAUGAAAAUCGUAUGUUCUUAGAACGAUCAUUAACUAGUGAAAGUAGAAAUGAAAAACUUCUAUUAGAAAAUGGACAAUUAGCAAAAAAGAAUUCAGAUUUAGAAUCUGCAUUACAAGAAUUAGCUGGUGAAUAUCAAAAUCUUCAAAUUCAUACAAAUAAACUAACUCAACGUCGAUGGUUAAAUGACCAAGAUGUACAUGAAUGUAUGAAAUGUAAUCAAUUAUUUACUCUUACACAACGUAAACAUCAUUGUCGAAAUUGUGGAAAUAUAUUUUGUGAUACAUGUUCAUCAAAAACAGCUAUCGUUGCAGCAGCAUCUAAAAAACCCCAACGAGUUUGUGAUCAAUGCUUUAAAGAAUUAACUUCUUAA
Messenger RNA from Rotaria sp. Silwood1, 2709 nucleotides. Lineage: Eukaryota; Metazoa; Rotifera; Eurotatoria; Philodinida; Philodinidae. The record is from the annotation of a GenBank genome assembly.